CUUUAGUUUGGCCUAAACACCAACAAAGUUCUACGCAGUGAAACCGAAAGCAAAUUUUUUAAACUUUAAACAGGAAAAAAUUAAAUUUCAGAGUUAAAAUGUCUGAUGAUGAAUCAAAAGCUAAGGUUGCAGGCAGACCACCAGCAGUAAAAGCCGGUGGAAUGAGAAUAGUUCAACACAAAACUCCUAACACGGAAAGAGCUGCUAGGUCAUCACCACUUGAAGUAGUCGGAUUUAAUCAAAAUAAUCCAAUCGAUUCGGUGGAACAGAUUUCUACAAGUCCUAGCCAAAAGACUACGGUUGAAAGCAGCCAAGUGGCUCAUGCUCCAAAACCACCAGUGUCUGUUCCACAUAAGCCGAUGAAUAACAUUCAACAACCUCGCAAAUAGACUGGGUUCAUAUAUUUUUAUUCGAUUGUUUCCAUUUUCCGUACAAAACAAAAAUUUAUUAAAUUUUCCAACUUUGAAACAUCAAAGUAUAAAAACUUUACGAUACUGUGGGAAUUUAUUUUUUGAUACAAUAAAAUAAAAACAAAUGCUUACAGCAUUCUAAGUGGUUAUACCACAAUUUAAUCAUAAAAGA
Molecule: messenger RNA, 582 nt
Organism: Clunio marinus
Lineage: Eukaryota; Metazoa; Arthropoda; Insecta; Diptera; Chironomidae
Source: the annotation of a GenBank genome assembly